This is a messenger RNA of Nicotiana tabacum (common tobacco), 740 nucleotides long. The record is from RefSeq and is a predicted model, not a curated record. NCBI's taxonomy places the organism in Eukaryota, Viridiplantae, Streptophyta, Magnoliopsida, Solanales, Solanaceae.
CCUAGAUAAUCAAUUAGUAUUCUAACAAAUAUCUAUCUAUAACCCUUUCCCACGGUAAGAAAAUCUUUAAGUUGGAAAGAAUAAAGAUGGUACUAAAAACAAUAGAAAUUUUGAAGAAUGAAAUUGCCAUAGAGGAGGAAUCAGUGAUUAUCACUGAAGAUGUUAAGGCCGGUCUUGUUCUUGUGGACAUCAUCAAUGGCUUUUGCACCGUUGGGGCUGGAAAUCUGGCACCAAGAGAGCCAAACAGGCAGAUCUCUGAAAUGAUUGAUGAAUCAACAAGGCUGGCUAGAUUGUUCUGUGACAAGAAAUGGCCUAUUCUUGCCUUUCUUGAUUCACACCACCCUGACAAACUUGAACACCCUUAUCCUCCUCACUGUAUCACUGGCACUGAUGAAUCCAAUUUGGUUCCUGCACUAAGAUGGUUGGAGAAGGAACAAAACGUAACAAUCAGGCGUAAAGACUGCUAUGAUGGCUAUAUUGGUUCGUUUCAGGAGGAUGGCUCUAAUGUAUUUGUUGAUUGGGUGAAAAACAACAAAAUUCAAACUUUGUUGGUUGUAGGGGCAUGUACAGACAUUUGUGUGCUGGAUUUCGUUUGCUCUACAUUAUCAGCUAGGAACCGCGGCUUCCUCGACCCUUUGGAGGAAGUAGUAGUUUACUCUCAGGGAUGUGCCACUUUUGAUUUUCCUGCCUCCAUGGCAAGAAACACCAAAGAUAUUUCACCACAUCCNAUAUACACAUGA